GAUGGUAUAAUUUUUUCGAUCCUAGUGUGUGAAUUAGUCUCUCCAUGACGAUGUUGAGGAAAGAACAGCCGACAGAGUUUAUCCUUAUAUAAUCAUCACCCUCAUAUGUCUCUCUUGAAGACACGUACAAUUCCCACAAAUCUAAAAUCCAACCUUCAAACAUGAUGGAAGUCAAGAAUAAUGCCCACAUGGCACACUUGAACGAGAUUCGCAGGGCAUUUUUGCAUCGUUUUAUGAGCGCUCCCACCAUCGGUCCAAAACAAAUCAAGGAUUUCGAAGAAACGGUAGAGAAACUACCUCUCGUGCGCUAUUACGGAGGUUUACCGGAAAUGGACAGCCCUUGGUAUCCCUUUCUAUUCGCAGUUUCUAAUGGAAGAAUCGUCCAUAAACCACCUCAUGCUCUUGAACGUCUCGGGCUUCUAAUACGCAAAACACAAUAUUUGGUUCGAGUAGAGGUUAGCUUCUGGGUCAUAUUCCUAGUUGAGUCCAUUGACAAUGAUGGCCGUCUGAUUUUUGUAGAGAUUGACCGACACUUUUUACGUCCGUUGGAAAGCGCAGUGUUGCCGGAAUGGCUUCAGGGUAUGUUUUUUCCUAAUGCUGGGAAGGAGUUGGAGUGGAUUUGUGAUGAUUUUGGACAAAAGUCACAUUUUAAAUGUAGUCCUUGGUCCAGGGCAUUAACAUCUUGGUGGUAAUUGUAUCGGUCUAUCAAGAGAAAAGUUAUCGGACGGAAGUUCAUUUCGAAAAGGAAAAUCUGGGAAGUGAUAGUAAUUUGGAUGGAUGAGUUAUGAUUGGCGGUACAUAAUCUAAAGAAUUCAUACUACUAUGAGGCUCCAGGUAAUGGAAAUGUAAUUUUAGGUCUACUCAAAAAGUCUCCCA
Botrytis cinerea B05.10 is the source of this 876-nucleotide messenger RNA. RefSeq lists its product as hypothetical. The record is from RefSeq and is a predicted model, not a curated record. Lineage: Eukaryota; Fungi; Ascomycota; Leotiomycetes; Helotiales; Sclerotiniaceae. Bases 162 to 692 code for a protein of 176 amino acids. The transcript has 2 exons.